AAAAUUAAAUAAAAUACAUUUGCAAAUAUUUCCGACAUUCUUAACUAAAGACAAACACUGGAAACAAUUAUCAGCCCGUUCUUGUGUCAGUUUAUUUUAGAGUCAUGUCUUUUCCAAUCAAAUUGGACAAGUCCUUGAUUGUCGAAUAUAGUGCCAGCUUUAUGUUUUACAUGGAGAAGCACAAGCUGAUGGAUAUCAUGAGUCGUCUGCUGGCAGAGUUAUCUGUGGAGUCCGUGGAGGAUGUUCGACAAUGGAUGGGCCAGAAUAUACGUCGGAUUGCAAUAGAUAUUUACUCCAAGGCAUUGAAUGCAUUUCAUCUUGGAAUUGCGGCGGAUUAUUUUCAGCUACCCAAGAAUUAUUUUCAUCGUAUUGUGAUGCAUGGCAGACCCGGAUCCGGACGUCGAACCUUGGCCCAUGUGCUGGCCGAGCGUUGGAAUCUUCUCAUCUUGGAUGCGGAUGCAUUGACCUAUCACCACAUCAAUGGCCAUCAGCAGGAUAAGCAUGCGCUGUUGCUGCAGAAGGGCAUUGAAAAGGAUUGUGUGAUCCAGCGAUCCGAGGCAAUUGGCAACAUUAUACAGCAGCGUCUGCUUAAGGAGGAUGCACUGCAACGUGGUUGGAUACUCUACAACUAUCCCAACAAUCGCUGUGAGGCACGUGAACUCUUCGAGGGCUUCACUGUGCCACCGAAUCGUUUGAUCUUCCUGCAGAUCGAUGAGCGCAUGGCAAGGAUGCGGCAUCUGAUGAGGAGCUACACUCCCAGUCCGCAGGAUAACAUCACCUAUCUGGAGCGACAGAUGCAACAGUUUCGCAAAAGUGAGCCCCUACUCAAUGCCUACCUCAGUCAUCGGCGCGAGGUGCUCUAUGUGGAUGCCUCCGCCUGCUUUGAGACCGUCAAGUGCCAGAUCAUGUCGCAGUUGACCAAGACGCCCUAUGUACUCGGGUUUAAGUACGGCGAGAGUGGAACACUCGACUAGCUGCGUCUUCUCCAAUUACAUUCUGCAUUCUUCAUUCCAAAUAAAUUAUUAAAUAUGCUCGCAACAAAGUUGCCUUUAAAGACUGUACAAGAAACCGUGUUCCAUAA
Drosophila innubila is the source of this 1081-nucleotide messenger RNA. Its product is annotated as adenylate kinase, chloroplastic. The transcript has a single exon. Gene Ontology annotation, molecular function: ATP binding; nucleoside diphosphate kinase activity; AMP kinase activity. The record is from RefSeq and is a predicted model, not a curated record. Gene Ontology annotation, biological process: nucleoside triphosphate biosynthetic process. Lineage: Eukaryota; Metazoa; Arthropoda; Insecta; Diptera; Drosophilidae. Gene Ontology annotation, cellular component: cytoplasm. Bases 105 to 974 code for a protein of 289 amino acids.